Molecule: messenger RNA, 1192 nt
Organism: Eucalyptus grandis
Lineage: Eukaryota; Viridiplantae; Streptophyta; Magnoliopsida; Myrtales; Myrtaceae
Product: cilia- and flagella-associated protein 20
Exons: 6
Coding region: 221-793 (190 amino acids)
Source: RefSeq, a predicted model, not a curated record
AGAGGAAGAAGGAACGGGGACGUGCGAUACGGACUUGAAGCUCGACUGCGUUUCGGUUCCUUCGUCGGUGCUCGUGCCGAAGCGAUUUUUGCCCGAAUCACCUUGCCGUUCGACCGGAUAUUCCGAUUCGACAGCGAUCUGUGCUGGCGAAUCCCGCGGCAGAGCUAGCAAUUUUCCUUUGACGAACCAGUUUUCUGAUUGGCAAUUUACACUUGGCGAAAUGUUCAAGAACACUUUCCAAUCCGGGUUUUUGUCCAUUCUAUACAGCCUCGGGAGCAAGCCCUUGCAGAUUUGGGAUAAAGAAGUUGUCAAUGGCCACGUAAAACGGCUGCAAGAUGAAGACAUUCAGUCGAAUGUCCUCGAGAUUGUCGGCUCGAAUGUUCAAUCCGCAUACAUCACAUGCCCUCCGGAUCCGGCUGCAACGCUUGGUAUUAAACUGCCGUUCUUGGUUGUGAUUGUGAAGAAUCUGAAGAAGUUCUUUACCUUUGAGAUUCAAGUGCUGGAUGACAAGAACGUGAGGCGGCGCUUCCGUGCUUCUAAUUUUCAAGCUGUGACUCGAGUAAAGCCAUAUAUUUGCACCAUGCCACUGAAGUUGGAUGAAGGAUGGAAUCAGAUCCAGUUGAAUCUCGCCGACCUCACCAGAAGAGCAUAUGGAACCAACUAUGUCGAGACACUGAGAGUGCAGGUACAUGCAAACUGCCGUAUACGGAGAAUCUAUUUCUCAGACCGCCUAUACUCAGAAGAGGAACUUCCACCGGAAUUUAAACUCUAUCUCCCCAUGCAGAAAAGUUAGGAACUUCGGGAGAAAGUUUCAGAUCAAUUACUUAAGACAAUGAGCGAGACUCGUCAGUCAUGUCGACCCAUUGGCAUCUAUAUCUUGAAGAUAAUUUAGGGUACUGCUACCAGACUCUCUGGCCUGUGCUCUUGAAUCUUGUAGUUUUCUUCAGGCAUCAUGCCGCUUUGUGUGUUUAGUCACGCGUCGAGAGGCCUGUUGUUGUUGAUAUAGGACUUUAAAUAUGCUGCUACGAUGGGUUGCCCCUUAAGGACCCAAGUGAUCGGUUUGCUCUGCUAAUUUCUUGAAAGUGAGAAGACUUUGAUUAGGUGAAUGGUUUGCUAAUAUCACGUCAGCAUGCUCUGUUGGAAAAAUAUUAGAUGAUAUGAAAAAUAAGAAAUCUUGAAAAUUUGUUAUCAA